Entrophospora sp. SA101 is the source of this 158-nucleotide messenger RNA. Lineage: Eukaryota; Fungi; Glomeromycota; Glomeromycetes; Entrophosporales; Entrophosporaceae. The record is from the annotation of a GenBank genome assembly.
ACAAUAAUGAUUCAUGCCAAUUAUCUCAAUCAUUUCAAUCAUUAUGGCGGUCUAGAAUUACAAAUUAUGGUUUUACUCGAGAUUCUUAUGACAUAGAUUCUAGUAUGUCGACCACUUCUAAUAAUGAAUGUAGCAUACCAGUAGGAGAAACUAAUUAA